GCCCGGCCGUGCGGCGGCCUUCAAGGCAGCCGCCAAGGCGGCCAUGCAUGGCAAGGCGGAUAGCAAGAAGAAACGCAAGAGCAGCUCGGACGGCCCUCGCAAGACGCGUGAACCCAGCAGCUCCAGUGCAAGCGUCAAACGCUCCAAGGCGAAGGAGAAAGUUUCAAAGGAGAAAGGAAGAAAGAGUUCAUCAUCACCCUCCAGGCGAAAGGACAAAGACAGCAAGGAGACAAAGGAGUCGAAGGACAAAGAUCAAAACAAAGAGAAAUCCAAGGAAUCCAAGGAGAAGGACGAGAAAGAGAAAGAGCGCCAAAAGGAGCGACGGCAAGACUUGACUUUGGUCGGCCGGGGUGUUUUUUCCCACUUUCCUCGGGGCUUAGUCUUCAACAAAUGGACGGAGCACUCGGCGGCACCGCCUGUCUCUGGUCGAGUCUUGCUGCGUGUGGUUGUGCACCGACGCCGUUGGGCCAUGGGCAUUGGCUUUGGAACAAAGGAUGUCACUGCGCGAGGAGAUCCAGAAUAUGAUCGAAGCUUCUUUGGUCUGUAUCAUGGUGGCGGCAGUAUCAACUGCUGUGCCCUGGGUCAGAGAUACUACAAGACCGCGCAAGAGGAGUGGCCUGAGAAUCGCUUGGCCAUUCUGAUUGACUCAGAUGCGCGAAGCAUGCAGUGUUUUUGUGGUCUACAACCCUUCGGUGAGCUGUUUGCAGAGCUACCCAAAGAAGUGGCGCUAUUGGUGAUCUCCCCCACCAGGGAGUUGGCGCUGCAAAUCCACCGGGAGGCUGAAAUGCUGCUGUCGACCCAUGAGAUCCCGUCGAUGUGCAUGAUCGGAGGAACGAGUACCCGUCAUGACCAGGUCUUGGUGAGAAGGAAGAAGCCACGGGUCUUGAUCGCAACUCCUGGACGUUUACUGGAGCAUCUUGAGAGGACUUACCUUUUUCCAACUCUCUUCGACAAGCUCCAAACAUUUGUCUUGGAUGAAGCAGAUCGACUGUUGAGCCUGGGAUUUCUGCCGGAGGUCAGGGAGAUCGUGUCCUACCUGCCAUCCAGGCGCCGCACGAUGCUCUUCUCGGCGACCAUGCCGGAAACGGUGAUGGACGUAAUUUCGAAGGCCUGCCGUGGUAACUACCGCUAUAUCGACUGCAUUGAAGAGGAGUCACAGUCUACAGCUUUGAUGGCCCAGCAGUUCUAUGUGGUGUUGCCCGGGCACCAAUGCCUGGCCGCGCUGUACAAUCUCAUCAUCAACGAAAUGGCAAGCAACAGGUACAACUACAAGAUUCUUGUCUUUUUUGCCACAGCACGGAUGACGACCUUCAUGGCACAGUUCUUCCGUCAGCAGCUCCGCAUUGGUGUCUAUGAGAUCCAUCGGCGACGUGAGGCCUUGAUGAAUAUGGAGUUCUGGGCGCCUCUGUCGCCAGAGGCGCAGGUUGGAGUCUUUGCUGUUCAGGUGCUGAUGAUGCUCUAUCUAUCGCUCAGCUUUUUGAACAAGCAAACGAUCUUGAAAGUUGCUUCGAUGGUCCGGAGUUGGCUCUUUUCUCGUGGACCAGAUUCGUCAGAUCCGCUGAGGAUCAAGAAACGAGUGAUCUUGAAAAUCCGCCAAGCUCUCGCGCCGUAUGUGCUCGCCUUGGUUUUGUGGCUGACAUCGCUCUUUUUCGCUGGCUUUGUCUACUCCGGCUGGGUGUUAUCCAACAGCCUUGGGGCGAAUUUCCAUUUCGAUCGCCAUGCGCUGGCUUGCGCGAUGAUGCUGCUGUGUCAAAGCAGCGGUGCGGCACUGCUCUGUGCCUUGAGAUGGAAGAAAGCGAACGGAGUGCUCUUGGAUCUUGGUUAUGGAAUGAUGAUGGUCUCUUUGAGCAUCACAACACUACCUGGUGUGUGUCCCGGAGAGAUCCUCACGGUCGUUGUUUGCUUGGUGUGGAUUGUUCGAUUGGCGCUGCUGCCACUGGCGAAUUCCAUGCUCUGGGUGAUGCUUGCAAAUCUGGGCUGCUCUAUUUGCAUGAGACUUCGCCUCCAGAGGCGAAUCUUAAACCAUCCAGGUGACUUGGGGACGGUGGCGGAGCAGUUGGUCACGGUAGAUUUGGCUGUCCUAUCAUUGUGCUGCGUCACUUGGUUAUGUGCACAGAUUGCCAUGGGUUACAAUGCAGAUCAACAGAUGGAGACGCAAGAACUGAAAGCAGAGAGCAAUGCUUGCGCCUCCCUGUUGGCCACCAUUUGUGAUGCUCAUUUCUUCUUGAACAAGCAGCUGAACUUCGAGCAGCACGAGCGCACCCUCUCGUCCAUUUUGGUGCAGUCGAGCCACACCAAGGAUCGGUCCUUUGCACAGUUCUUGGCAACGCCACAAGAUCAGGAACGUUUCGUGCGGACAGCUGAACUCGCCGGAGCCAACCACUCACCUUUGGCGCAGGUGAUGCACGUUGGAAUGCGGGACGGCCUUGGGAACGUGAUUCCAGUGCAGGUUUUUCACAUCGCACUUUUUGACUUAAAGGGCGAGGCAAGGCAUUUGGUUGGC
Messenger RNA from Cladocopium goreaui, 2503 nucleotides. Lineage: Eukaryota; Dinophyceae; Suessiales; Symbiodiniaceae. The record is from the annotation of a GenBank genome assembly.